AUGGGCCCCUAUACCGCCUCCUCAUGCUGCUGCCAGGCCCCUAAUCUGCCAUGGCCCCCGUUACCGACUCCUCAUGCUGCUGCCAGGCCUGUAAUCUGUCCAUGGGCCCCUGUACCGCCUCCUCAUGCUGCAGCCAGGUCCAGAGUGUGUCAUGGGUCCCUGUACGGCCUCCCAUUGCUGCUGUCUCCAUCGCCACACUCUGCCAUGUGCCACUUUCAGGUCUCCUCACACUGCUGUUGUGUUUUAUACCAUUUUUGUCAUAGGGUGCUGUAUGGCCUCCCAUUGCUGCUGCCUCCACCGCCACACUGUGGCUCCACACUCUGGUUUUGCCCCGUGACUGCCCAAAUGAGUGAAGUGUGCGGUGAUAUCUAAGAUCGAAACGGCACUCAUCUGCAUGUCAUACUGACCUGACAGUAUUUAUUUCUCUUCCCCAGCAGACUCCAAGGGCAUUUAAAUUAAAGGUACAGUGUUCUGCACUAAUAUAA
This is a messenger RNA of Staurois parvus, 485 nucleotides long. The record is from the annotation of a GenBank genome assembly. Lineage: Eukaryota; Metazoa; Chordata; Amphibia; Anura; Ranidae.